AUCGGCAGGAUGAGCUCUGCCCCGCGCCGGUUCCGCUGCUUCGCGCUCUGCCUGUGUGUGAUCAGCGGACUCACCACACUCUCCGAUGUGUGUGCAUCAGAGGCCGCAGCUCCUCCAGAUGUGGAGCUCCAGGCGGCUGCAGCGCUGCACUCACAGUCAGCAGAGGUGCAGGAGCGGCCGGGCCCCCGAGAGCCCUGUGUGGAGGAACCCCAGGAGCCGCUGGAGCUGCGGCCAGCCGUCAGUCACGCAGACACUGCAGAGAACCAGAACCAGAACCAGAGCUUCAGCGAGGCGGCGAAGACCUUCAAGGUGAACUGUGAGAAGAGGAACAUCAGCGCUGAGGAGCAGCUUACGGUGCAGGUGCUGAACGCCUCUCAGGACCUGAUGGAUCUGCUAAACGCUAACAGCAGUGAGUGCUCUCUGGUGCUCUUCUACACCGGCUGGUGUCCGUUCUCUGCUAGCCUCGCGCCACACUUCAACGCCUUGCCCAGAGCCUUUCCCAGCAUGCACUUCCUGGCCCUGGAUGCAUCUCAGCACAGCAGUCUCUCCACACGGUUCGGGACCGUGGCGGUGCCCAAUAUUCUGCUGUUCCAGGGGGUGAAGCCGAUGGCCAGAUUCAACCAGACGGAGAGAACAUUAGAGACGCUCACAGCCUUCAUCAGCAACCAGACCGGGUUUGAGGCGAGCGUGGGUCAGUGUGUGCUGCCGGAGGAUCACGCUGGUCCUCUGCCGGCUGUUCCCGUGCGCAGUAUCGACUGGCUCUUCGUCUUCUCGGUUCUCUUCAUCCUGGGCUUCGCUCUGUACGCCGCCCUGUGCACCGACAGCAUCCGCUGGCUCAUUCCAGGACAGGACCACGAACACCAGGAGUAGAGCGAGUGUGUGUGUGAGUGUGAUCCUGAUUGUACAUACUUGUGAAAUAAAGAACUGUUGGAUGGUG
Messenger RNA from Danio rerio (zebrafish), 937 nucleotides. It is a transcript of the gene txndc15, whose product is annotated as thioredoxin domain containing 15. Gene Ontology annotation, biological process: cell redox homeostasis. The record is from RefSeq and is marked validated. Lineage: Eukaryota; Metazoa; Chordata; Actinopteri; Cypriniformes; Danionidae.